AUGGAAUCUGAUAAAAGACAGCUUGAAGUCGAGCUGGCAGAUCAUAAAGUUUUCCUGGACAAAGUCAAACGAAUAUUACUGGAAGAAGAAAAGAAGAGAUUCCGCUCAGGACUAGUUACCAGUGCAUUGGAGAACAACGUGGCUAUCGGCCAGAUCGGGGAUGCUUUAAUAGAAAUCCUUCAAAAGUGUCUCUUUGAUGAUGAUAACGAGAAGAAAACGCUGCAGUCAAAGUUAGAAAGGGUAAGGGAGAUGGCACGCUCAUAUUUUACGCAACAUUAUGUUACAGCAGUGGCGGAUCAAGGCGCUCCUUAUUUUGGGUUGAAAAAAAAGAAUCGCAGAAGGAUGAAAAGCCGGCGAAGCAAACGACAAAAAACAGCUCCCCCCUCCUUAGCUCAAGGUCUAGAUCCGCCAUUGUACUGUAUGAUUAUUGACCUACCAUGGUUUGUUUUAACGUCAAAGAAAAUUACUCAGUUGUAUUAAACAAUGUUAGUGAAAAUUAAUCGCUGAAUCAACGCCAAUAUCUGGGUAACUGUGCAUCUACCCAACCCCCCCCUCCUUCAACCUAACAACUGUUGAUUGAUAUCAAGGCGCAUUUAAGGUUUAUUAUGGAUUGGAGGCAUGGUACAUGUACAUGUAGGUACGAAGUUGCUAAGAUACUGACAUUGUUCUAAUGGGCCCGCUUUUUGUAAGUCGAGAGUCCACCACGUACAUGUUGCAAACUGCAAUUAACUGCCUAGAAAUGUUUGCUGUUCUUCACGUGCUUAAUGCCGUCUGAUAUUGUUCUUUAGCAUAAUUAUUCCACUCAAUCUCAAUAAUCUUCUCUUAGAUGGCAGAAAGUGAUUUUCUGAUAAUGUUUGUGACCGACAAACUUUGUAAUCGCUUAAUAAAAGGACAAGACAAAAGAACGCAGGAUUGUCUUAGUGAGUGGGUUACCUCAUACGAAAACUUGAAUUUUCUUUCUAUCUCAAAGAUCAACUGCAAUUAUCAAUUUGGGUUCGUGAUCUUUUGUGCGCUAAAAAAUCACGGUAUCUCGCUCAAUCUCGUUCAAUAAGUAUGUAAUGUUUGUGUGCACUGUACAUUCUGUAGGUCGAGACAGAUCUGAGAAGCAGCAAAGAACGUAUUGAUGCCACACAAGAUGAAUUGCAAAGGGAUUACAAAGCCAGGUGAGAAAGUACGGCCAGAGAUUUCUUGCAGCCAAAAAAUUUCAGUUUAAAUUUCCUGCAGAUUUUUCAAACUUCCGAUUGCUCUUUCUUCAUGUGGUGUUUUGUAACAUAGAUAUCCGUUGUUGAAACGGGAUGCCAUUUUGUGUUUCUUCGCCUGCUUCGUAAUUUCCUCUUUGCUAGUAUCAAAAGCGCUAUUCACUUGUAUGAACUAUACUGAUAUACAGUUUGUUAGCCCGAGCUUAUACGGUGUUAAGAGCGAAAACAACCCACACAAAUGUAAUGAUUUCAAAUAAGAGUAAUACCUCUGUUUUAGGCUAUCGAAGCUGGAGGAGGAACAUAAGCAGGCGUUAGAUUCCUCAGCCAAUAAAGCAGCCCAGUUAAGGAGAGAGCUGGACAGUUUACAUGAAGAAACAGAUAAACUCAGGUGAGUAACUCUAGUACCUGUUCUACUUGCGAAAGCCGGGUUCUUUAUAUGUGGGUGGUGUUAAUACACGUAGAUCCAUGCUCAAUCUGAGUUCUUAUGCUUAAUUUUACAGAGGGCAACAUCAAAUAGAAGUUUCUGCACUGGAUGAAAAAAUGAAAUGCCUUCAUCUUGAGCUGGAAAAGACUAAAAAAUCAAGUCACGAAACCUCACUGCAAUUAGAAAUAAAGGUAUGUAUGUUAUUAAUAUCAAUACUUUCAACUGUUGUGUACUUUUUGAACCUAUCUUGGAUAAGAGUAAUCUCCAAACAUCAUGUAGUUCAUGAAUACGAGACUUGUGCAACCGGGGGUCGUAAUGUUUUUAUAUGCAUGAAAAUGACUGAACUUUUAUCAGAUUAUGAUAAAACUUCAGCAUUAAAUUACUGGCAUAAGUCAACAAACUGCGAUGCGCUCUAACUUCGGCACGAACAGGGGGUCGAGCUGAAUGAUUGCGUGGUGUGAGGGGUUUGAAUGAUUUGACUCACUUCUUGAAUUCUUUGUAAAAUCAAUAACUGAAAAUGAGCCUAAGUAACGUUUCAAAAUUAAGCGGAGGUCCCCGCCGUGGAAUUGUCAUUGUUUCACAGUACUGUUACCUUUAAUACAAAGUAUUUCAAACCUCAAAACUUUCGAGAGAAGAGCUUUGUUCUUGUUCGUAAAAAUGGAUUAUUUUCAUCUCCUUAGAACAAAGAAUUGGAAUCCACUGUUCGGGAAUUGACAGCUGAACUUCAAGUUGUGAAAGAAGAGAAACAGAACUUACUGGAGCGUGUUUCGCAAGAGCAAGCAAAUGUUAUUUCUGUGAACGAGAAGCUUAGAGCUGCAGAGAAACUUCGACAAGAAACAGAAGCGAAGAACGAAGAUCUCAGCAAAGAAUUAGCGGUUCUUCGGGAAACGUGCCGUGAAGAAGCCAAUAGUUUAAGAACUGAUAUAAGUGAAAAAGAUAAACUAAUGAAAGACAUUCGCGAAGAGAGUGCUAAACUUCGAGAAAGUGAAGUCGAAAGAGCAAUUAAUCAAGAAAGAGAGAAGGCGAACGCUCGCCUGGAUGGUAUAUUAAACGAGCUUACGAAAUCCAAUCAGGGUAUUUCCACCUUGACAUCUGAUUUAGAAGGGAAAAAAUUAGAUUUAUCGAAGCAGCGAGAAGACAAUAUUAAAUUGAAAGAUGAUCUAGAUUUGAAAACUAAGGAAAUGAACCUUAUGAGAGAGGAAAAAAUUCGUUUAGCUGCGGAACUUGAAAAAAGACACGACGAAAAUGAUAAUCUGCGUAGAGAAGUUGAAGAAUUGGGUAGAACUUUAGAGGUAAAAUCAAAGGAUCUCUCCGAAGCGGAGAACUGUGUUAGUAAACUUCAAACUCAACUCAAGGAAAGAGAGAGGACCAUAGAGAAUUUUCAAGUGCAAGGAACAAACCUUGCUGAAAUUAUUGAAAGAAACAGUCAAACGGGUGACUCGCUACAACGUGAGAGGGAGCAACUGAUUCGAACGCUGGAGGACAGAAUUAGCGAGGUGGAAGAAAUGAAGAGUCAUCGCGAAAUCUUAGCAAAAAAAUUGAGGUCAAAGGACAAACGUGUCAAGGAACUGGAAGAGGAAAGGAACUCUUUAACUAAUAGUUUGAAUAUUAAGCAAGAGGAGUUAAACGCUCUAAUGGAAGACCGAAGUAACACCAUGGCGGAGUUGAAAUUGCGGCAAAUUGAAGUGACAAAGUUGAAAGAGGAAAACAAUUCACUGAGUUCACUGAUCGAAGGACAACAUGGAGAGCGCGAGAAGGAGAUCACCAAAUUGUUAUCUCGAUUAAAAGGUGACGAUAGUAGCUUUAACCCUUUAUACCUUGAUUUUAGUACAAGAUCCAUAAUUCUCCAUACUGUUUUCUGUACAUUUACUAGGGUGCCGGCAAGGAGAAUUUGAUUAACAAUCAAGACCUUCUGUAAUUGGUGAUCAUUUCCUUCAUUUUCAUGACUUCAAUGUUUGAUUCAGAGGUGAUAUUCGUUUCUUCGCCUACAUUUUGGAGAAACGCGUGUCUUGCAACACUUAUAAUGAAGGCCUGCAGUCAAAUUUCUUGGCUCGAUAUCAGGGUUUCCCCCCCCCCCCUUCUCCUUCUCCUUCUCCUUCUCCUUCUCCUUCUCCAAUCCCCUCCGCACUCGUCGCUUUUUUUGCUCCCUUUCGCCCCAUGCCCUCGCAUGGCUCAUGCCUCUGCCGCUUGAAUGAAAGGAACGAAAAGAUUUGUGUAAGCUCUGCUCAAGCUUGUCGGUCCGAUAACCAUUUUUACUUAAAAAAAACUCUUAAAUUUACGAACACAGGGAUAACAAAUUACCAAUUUAGACUUGUGUUUUAACAUAUGACUGAUGUAUAGAAUGAAAGAGAGAGAACUGAGAAAUAUGUUUGAUUGACUGUGUUAUUUACAAGUAUGCUUUCCCUAUGUUUACCUCCCAAGGUUCUGAGCAGGACUUAGCUUUAACGCGAAAGCUUCUGAAAACGAAAGGUGAUAUGAGUGGGAAAGGUGAGUAUUGCUGCAUAGCACAGUUUGAACGCCUUGUAUCUUGGGACAACGGAUGACGGUGUUGAGGAAUUUCCGAAGUAAUAGGAAGUUUCUUCGAAAUGACCCGUGAUCCGGUUCGUCUUUUAAGUUGUUGUGUAACUAUUUGAGGGCUAAAUGCUACUUUACAGCUAAAAUCUCCAUGGAAAUUCUCGUCUCUUCUUAAAAUUCCGCGUGGGGUGAUAACCAUAUACAUGUAAACCAAGUACAAUUUGUUCAAUUCUUUGUUAAAUUUGGAUCAAUGUCAGUUUCGGGGGACUGCGAACCUACCCUUCCCCUGACCCACUUGUCGUCCGUUGUUAGUUGUUAGCGUAGGGGGAAGGUAGGUACGCAGUUGCUCAGACACUGAUCGGGAAAUUUUGGUUCCAACUAACGUGAUAACCGUGAAAUAUAAGUCGGGGUGAGAAGUGCGAAGUGUGUUGUUUGAUAUUGAAGGCGCUGCUUCACGACUUGUUUGCCCUUUUUUGCGAUGUGUAAGGAUUGCCUUGGAAUGAAAAACGUUGAUAAGUAGUACAAUGAGGAAGACGAGGAACAAAGAUGGAAGAAACAAGGCACCGGAAGGCCGAUGGAGAAGAUUAUCAUAGACUACCCCGAGAGCGCUUUUCGAGUAAUCGCAACGGCCGAUCAGAGGAAAGGAAAGAGCCAGUGAGAUCUCAAAGUAAAAGCAGCCAAACUGCCUAAAGCGCGGGAAAACGCGGGUGACUAAGUCGUGAUUGUCUUAGUUUUGUAUCUGAUUGGUUGAGAAAGCGGAGCGAGUUUUCUGGGCCAAUCAUGAAGCGAAGUAAAGUUAAUACAGUGCAAUCACGGAUUACUUUCGACGCUCAAUUGCAAACUGCACUUAUGACGAAUCAGGUCCAUUUUGUGUCAUGUUGUUUGUUGGUUUUUUUCUCAACGUGCAUUGUCAUACAACACAAGUUGAAGCAGUUUAUUUAAAUUAAAGUACGCCUACUUCAAAGACUGAGAAGUUUUGCCUUCUGUUUGUUUUAAAAGCUGUACGAGUGGCAAAUGCUAUGCAAGAGGAGGUAACCGCUAAGCGUGGAGAACUUGACGCUAUGCAAAACAAGUUAGUUAUCCGCAGUGUGAUUCUAUUUAACAUUCUAUUUUUUCUCUGGUUAGUUCGACUAAAAAAACACAAUCAAAUCUACUGUUUUUCUUCUUGUUUUGUAGAAUUCACUGGUUAACAGAAAGUCUCAAUAACGUCUCCAAGGUAAAUUGCACUUUGCUUGUGCAUCACGAUGUAGAGCCGGGUCCUAACCUUUUACACUAAUAUCAGUAUACAUAUUCUUACUGUCCUCUAUACAUUUCCCAAGCGGCUGACAAGGAGAAUUUGUUUAACAAUCAAGAGAUUUUUUAGUUGAUAAUCAUUUCCUACAUUCUUGUGACCUUAAUGUGUGAUGCGGGGAUGAUACUGUGAGGAGAAAUUAUUUGCUAGUCAGUCUUACGGGCCAAAGGUUAACCCCCCGCAUAAAAUUAUGCAGCAUGCUCAAAAAAUUUAAAAAAUUAGGGCAACCUGUCUUCGGUUUCUCUGUAAUCCGCAGAGCGAGUUUUCGAAAAUUUGAUCCGGCAAAAUGUUCAUGAUCUAGUCAAAGCUCCCUUAUCUUGCUACCUCUCAGCUACCCAUACAUUCAUCGUUUUGGCCUCUGUCCUUCUUCUGAAUGACUCUACGUUUUCAACGUUGAGAAGAAAAUCAUCAUUCAAAUAGCGUUUCAAUUUGCCUUUCAACCGGUUUAAAUUUACAUUAUGUCCAAACAGAAAGCGCCACUCUUUUAAAUGAUUGCAGUCCGCCUUUUCGAUACAAGUCGAUACGAUACAACUUCAGUUAUUUCGAUACCAACCAGUGAAGGUGUAAUUAGAUAUUUUCAACAGUCUGCCAGUCCAAUAAAAGGAGUUUAAGAUGUUAAGACGGCACUGAAUUUUUCGGAGAUAAACCUUGCUGCGAGAAGAGAUUGGCGAAGGACUUCACUAGUUUGUAUCGAAAUGACGUUCUACGUUUAUUAAAUGGUGACUUUAUCAAUGAAUCGAAUCGACUUCAGUUUGUAUUGAAUCAACCUGUAUCGAAUCGACCGUAAAUCAAAUGCUUUUGUGGUAUUCGUUUGGUUUUUAGGACGCGCGUUAUUAUGAAAGGAAAAGCAGUGAAUUAUCAGAAACGUCAGAAAAACUGGCAGGUCGCCGAGACCAGUUGGAAUUCGAGCUGCGGAAGGUCCGAGAACAGAAAGAUGAGUAUAAAAAACAAGUCAACCACAUGGAGCAGGCCCUUGAAAAGGUAUUAAUUGUCAACGACUAGUUUUUAAAGGCAUAAUUUAGGCGAUUACAGAUGAUAAUUUAAAUACCACUAUUUAAAUGUUGACAUCAUUGGACAUUAAAAAUAAGAUAGAAUAACGAUGAGGAUUAAGGCAAACUGACAAAGCUAAAUACGAAGGAAGUUCAUGUUUGAGUUUGUGUUUAUUUCAGUGCAAAAUAGGAAUCGUUUAUAGCCUAAUUCGGUGCCCCUCAAAUUGUAGGGAAAAUAACGGUGGGGUUCUAUCCCCUCCAUCCCAGAAAUCGCUCAUCCGCUGAGGAGGCAAUACGUUUUUCAGUAAUAGAGUCUCUUAUUCCUAAUGUACAUCGUCAUACCUCCCUCAUAGGCAGCUCUCAAGCAUGCAGACUCGCAGGGUAUCAUCGAGAAGAUGGAACAAGAGAUGGCAAGACUUAAACUGAAGCACUCACUUGAGAUAAAGGUAUACCAUCAUCGUGCACGACACCAGAGUAUGACAUGUCCGUUUGCACUGUUGGGUAUGUAGAAGUAACUUUACAUUAUCUACAAUUUCGAUGUUGUCUUCUAGGAACUUGAGCGGACAUCCAAGGCACCCAUGACUGUCAGACCAGAAGCUGCAACGCUAGUUGAACUGUUGACAAAACUAAACACUGGUUUUAGGUGAAUAUUUCAAUUAUUUUUUUCUACUGCCUGAUUACUACAUGCCUAUUAGUCCAUUUUCGAGAUUAUUUUUGGAAGUAAGUAAGCUUUCUAAUGACACAAAUACCCCAAAACUCAUGUUAAGGUCAUCCUGCACCGCUAGACACAGUGAACAAUUCUUCUUACACUUCCUACGGUGUAACUUUUCGAAUUCACCAUUCUUUAACCCUUUAUACCCUAACAUCAGUAUGCACAUUCUUCUUACUCUUCUGUACAAAUUUCGUCAGGUACCGACAAGGAACUUUUGCUUAACAAUAAGGCGCUUUUUUAGUUGUUGACCAUUUAUUCUCGUGACCUUAAGGCGUGAUUCAGGGGAAGUAAGGAGAAAUUAAAAACCAGUCAGUCCACCUGGUUACAGGGUUGAAGUCAAUAAUUGAUAGCAACAUGAACAGAGACUACCAUCCACAGAUGUAUGUUCAUCAUCAAUGAUCGAUCGAAAAAUAAGCUUUAAGUCAAAGUUCAUUUAUUGCUAUUGAUUAUUGCUGCUAGUCGUUAGUAGUUUCAGCGUAAGGAAAAGUCUCCUUACCGAAAAUGAAAGCUAAAGUUCUUUACACAUAAAACUGAGUUUUUCCAAUGGGUGCAAAUAUAUUUGGAAAAGGAGUUGGUAAUGAAACAAUCAUAAUCGGUCGGCAGGUAAGUUAGUAGGACUGUCGAUUGGUCGAUACUGAUAUACUGGUCAACGUCAACAAGGUUAAGUUUAUUUGUUUAUCAGAGCUUAUCCCGAUUUCUAUUACAUGAGGCGACCGGGCCCAUUACUGCUCCUCCGUGGAUACCUGUCCAUCGUAAGGUUACCCCUCAGCGUGUCAUAAGGCUUCUCUGACAAUUCGCUAGUACCUGUCUAUAAUCCUCAGCCCUCCAAGCUGCGACCAUCUUGGUCGCUAUGCAAGUGAAAAAUAUAGUGGCCAUUUGGCGACAAACAGGUUAAAACAAAAAUGAACAAAUGUUUAUUUUGGCAACCAUUUUACGGUUGAAGGUCGCCAAAAGGCCACUUUUUGAAAAAUUAAUCUUGAAGCGCUGCUCCUUGGUGGAGAGAAAAUUCUACUCCUCAAUUUAUUUUGUUAAUUUCUAUUUGCCUACUGAAGGUGGCCCCCGCUAACCACUCCAGCAAAUUACACCAAUGUUCUCUUAACUCAGAAGACUGGUAUUCCUCAGCAUUUCCCAACACCUCUACCGCUUUCCCAGGGCUCUCAGUCUGAAGUGGCAGAAUCGGAGAAUGGACAGCUGAUGCAAAGUGGGCCCUCUCGAGAGGUUAAGCGAAAGUUCUUUACUUUGUACUUUGUUUGUUGUGAGACUUGUGACGUAAGAUUAAAAUAUGAUAGUUUCUUGAGCCAUUCGAAUUCAUAUUUGCAUCCGUAGACAAGUGAAGCCUCGUCGAAGAAAAACGAUGAAGUUACAGAUGACCUGAAAACGUUACUACAUGAAGUGCGGAGCUUGAUCUCAAGUUUCCAAGCGCACGUCACCCAAACUGCGACUCCAGCCAAGACUCCGAAUGCUCCGUCUGCGUCACAGGGUUCUCUUGCUGAGCGAGCGCUGUUGUACGACUGCCCCGUGCGUCCUGACGAACCAUAUGUGGGAAAAAGUGAGCAGCAGCGUGCUGUCGGCGAGACAACCUCUGACAAGAAAAAUUUUGGUCCUUCAAGUGAGGAUGAAAAGCAAGGCCAAACAAGAAACGGUGACUGGAAAGAUCGUGGCGCAACCGAGAAGGGGCAUCUUCGUUCUAAGCCCUUUAUUUCCCGAAGGCACAGGCAGGAAAUCAACAGAGAAGAAGGUUCAUCUUCAUCAACAGAUCUGAAUUCGAAAGUCAGCAGCAGAUGCGAUUUCGACGAGGUCAGCGACGAUGUCAACGACUUUGCAAUUCCGCUACACAGUUCGUCUCCAAAGAGGGUUGAUAUUGCAUCCAGUGAUGCAGUCAGCGAACGUUCACAAGCAUUUGACAGGCCCCUUUCAUUGUCGUCGUCGUCGAUUCACAGUGACCACUCAGAUGUCACCUCUCUUUUAAUGGACCGAUCAACUUCCACUGUGGACACUGUUAUCUUACGUGACAUCCUGAACGCGGCUCGUUCUUGGAAGCCAAAGUCGAGCGCAUUGUCAGUUACAAGUAAUCAGUCAACUUCAAAUGAAAUGUCUGGUUUGGCGCCGUUACCAAACGGCAAGUCGCGCGAAAAGCGAAAACGAAGGAAGACGAAAUCUUGA
This is a messenger RNA of Pocillopora meandrina, 9292 nucleotides long. NCBI's taxonomy places the organism in Eukaryota, Metazoa, Cnidaria, Anthozoa, Scleractinia, Pocilloporidae. The record is from the annotation of a GenBank genome assembly.